Hippocampus comes (tiger tail seahorse) is the source of this 8759-nucleotide messenger RNA. It is a transcript of the gene agrn, whose product is annotated as agrin. Lineage: Eukaryota; Metazoa; Chordata; Actinopteri; Syngnathiformes; Syngnathidae. Bases 296 to 6613 code for a protein of 2105 amino acids. Gene Ontology annotation, biological process: receptor clustering. Gene Ontology annotation, molecular function: calcium ion binding; laminin binding. The transcript has 40 exons. The record is from RefSeq and is a predicted model, not a curated record.
GAGAGAGAGAGAAACCCCUCUUCCCCUUCCUCCUCGUUCCUCUGUCUUCCAUCCAGCUCUUCCAGCCGGCGGCGGCGGAAAGGAGAUUUUCAACCUGGUCAUAGAUGCGCGAAACUUGGACUGCGGAGUGCAUGAGACACGGGUAACCGGUAGAGAAGUUGUGGAGCGCCUCCGGACAAAAUUCCAACCCAUUCAAAACCAUUUGGAGUUGUCGCACACUCCGGGUGGUUAAUAUUAGAGAUCGAAUCGAUAAUUUCCCAAGAAAAGUUAACUUGUGCAAAUUUGUGCGGCGGUCAUGAGUCCGCAGCGGAGAUUCGGAGGCGGGCGGCCAACGCUGCUCCUAGUCGGGCUGCUGGCGGUCCUGUUGCGGUGCUGUGUGGCCAGUUGCCCGGAGAAGGACUUGGAGGACCGCGAAGAAGAGGCCAACGUAGUUUUGACGGGCACAGUGGACGAAAUCAUAAAUAUGGACCCGGUGCACAACACCUACUCUUGCAAGGUCAGGGUGUGGCGCUACUUGAAAGGAAAGACCACCAUAAACCGUGAAAUCCUCUUGGAUGGUGGCAACAAGGUGAUGAUCGGUGGCUUCGGCAACACGGGAAUCUGCGACAAUCAGGUUGCCACGGGUGAUACUCGCAUAUUUUUUCUUAACCCUGCCCCGGAGUCGAUGGGGUCCGAACACAAGAAUGAACUGAUGCUCAACUCAAGCCUGAUGAGGAUUACGUUGCGGAACCUGGAGGAUGUGGAACACUGUGUGGAAGCUCACAAGUAUAUCAUUGCAGACAAGCCUCCUCACUUUACACCUGCUCAGCCUCCUGAUGGCUGCCGAGGGAAGUUGUGUGGCUUUGGCGCCGUGUGUGAGCGAGACCCGAACGACCCUGCCAACGCAGAGUGCGUCUGCAAGAGAGGCGAAUGUCCGUCCUUGGUGGCGCCCGUGUGUGGUUCCGAUUCGUCCACCUACAGCAACGAGUGCGAGCUGGAGAAAGCCCAGUGCCAGACCCAGCGACGCAUCAAGGUGCUGCGUAAGGGGCCGUGCUUUCUCAAAGACCCUUGCACUGAGGUGACCUGCAGCUACGGCAGCACCUGUGUCCAGUCCACUGACGGCUUGUCGGCUAAAUGCAUGUGCCCGCUGGGCUGUGAGGGCAAACCAGAGCAGACGGUGUGUGGCAGCGAUGGAAAGGACUACCGCAACGAGUGUGAGCUGCAUCAGUAUGCCUGCAAGCACCACAAGAACAUCAGGGUGCAACAUCAAGGUCGAUGCGACCCUUGUAAAGACAGUGAGAACAGUUUCAACACAAUGUGCCGGGUCGAGGCCAUCACCCGCCAGCCGCUCUUCUUCGGCUUGCCCGAGUCGUGCCCCCCAGCUAGCGAACCGUUGUGCGGCAGUGACGGCGAAACCUACACCAGCGAGUGUGCCAUGAGAACAACGGGCCUGCAGAAAGGCAUCAAACUCAGGAAGAUUCAUGCGGGACGAUGCAGGGGGCGGGAAGAAUGUCAGGAGGAGUGUCGUUUCAACGCCGUGUGUCUCGUCGAGCAGCUGAAUACUCGCUGCUCGUGCGAUCCCAUCGAGUGCGACGGGUCCUACAAGCCCGUCUGCGGCAAGGACGGCCACACGUACACCAACGACUGCAUGCGCCGCAAGGCCGAGUGCCUGGGCAAGAUCCUCAUCCCCAUCAAGCACGUUGGGCCCUGUGAUCUCCACACGCCAAGUCCCUGUUUGGAUAAGGUGUGCCACCACGGCGCAUUGUGCGUGGUCAAAAACGAUGAGCCCGUGUGUGAAUGUCUGGAAGCCUGCCCUCAAACAUCAGACCCCGUGUGCGGUUCUGACGGCAGCAGUUACGGCAGCCCCUGUGAGAUGCGAGCGAUGGGCUGUGCUCUCCAAAAAGCGAUCCACAUCCAGCAUAAAGGGCCCUGCGAUGAGGCCUGUGCCAACUGCUCUUUCGGGGCAAUCUGCGACGCCCAAAGUGCACAAUGUGUUUGUGCGACAGAGUGUGUGGAGUCCCACCAGCCCGUAUGCGGUAGCGAUGGCACGACCUACACCAGCGAGUGCGAGCUACAUGUGCGGGCCUGCAAAAAACAGAUGGACUUGCGAGUGGUCAGCCAGGGAGAGUGCAAAACUUGUGGCAACACUGUGUGUGCCUGGGGCGCCCGCUGCGUCCAAAGUAAAUGCGAGUGCCCACCGUGCUCCGGUGAAGCGUUUUCCCCGGUGUGUGGAAGUGACGGCACCACCUACGAGAACGAGUGUGAACUCCGCCUGUCCUCGUGCGUGCAGAAGAAGAGAGUCGAAGUGGCGAAGGCCGGCAGUUGCGACCAAGACUGUGGCUCAGGAGGGUCGGGCUCCGGUGCGGAGAGCUGCGAACAGGACCGCUGUCGCAUGUUUGGAGGCUCGUUGGACGAGGACGCCGAAGAAGACCGAUGCGUGUGUGACUUCACUUGCCACACUGUGCCUCACAUCGAGGUUUGUGGCUCAGAUGGGAAAAGUUACAGCAAUGAGUGCGAGCUGAAGAAGGCCAGAUGUGAGAAACAAGAGCAGUUGACAGUUCAGCACCUGGGCUUGUGCGCAGCCACAUCGCUGCCGGAGCCCGCCGAGUCCCAGCACUGCUCUCUGUCUGUGUACGGAUGCUGUGCCGACAACUUCACAGCCGCCUUGGGAGUCGGACUGGCUGGUUGUCCGAGCACCUGCCAAUGUAAUGUCUACGGCUCCUAUAAGGGUACAUGUGACCCAGCCACUGGUCAGUGCUCUUGUAAACCGGGUGUCGGGGGACAGAAGUGCGACCGCUGCGAGCCUGGCUUCUGGAACUUCCGUGGUAUUGUGACGGAGAACAUGAGCGGCUGCACACCGUGCAACUGCGACGCCAGCGGGUCCGUGCGUGACGACUGCGAGCAGAUGUCGGGUCUGUGCUCUUGUAAGGCCGGGGUGAAGGGCAUGAAGUGUAAUGUGUGUCCAGAUGGAAGCAAGAUGGGCAUGAAUGGCUGCGACAAAGGUCCAGAGGCUCCGAAUUCAUGUGAUGAGUUACUUUGUAGUUUUGGAGCAUCUUGUUUUGAGGUGAAUGGUCAGGCCCAUUGUGAGUGCCCCUCACCUGACUGUGAUGAACGGAACAAAACUAAGGUGUGCGGUUCUGAUGGGGUGACGUAUGGCGACCAGUGCCAGCUGAGGACCAUCGCCUGCAGGCAGGACAAGGCCAUCAUAGUGCAACACUUUGGACAAUGCACAGAAACCAUCUCCGAGCGGGCUGAGCGACCCACUCCAACCCUGCUUACCGCCACCACCAUCACAACGCCAGCUCCCUUAAAUUAUAACCUGGUGUGGGCCAUUCCGCCUCCGAGAACGGCCGAGACUGCUGAGACUACGGUGCAGCCCCCUGCCACCACGCCCUCACCCACGCUCACACACCACCGUGCGCAAAAAAACCACCACCACCCCUCCAUCCACAUCCAACCUCAGUCGCCACGGUCAACCCCCGCCCCCACCACUACCGCCUCUCAAGGUAGCCCCGCCCCCUCGACCGCUGCAAAUUCUUUCGAGGGUUCGGGCAGUGGGGAGCCUAGUGGAGAUGACCAAGCUGAGGAAGAGGAGGAGCCGGAAGAGGAAGCGGGUAGCGGCGUGCCACCAGAGGCCAGUGGGGCGGAGGAGCCUUUUGGACCCACAUUGGAAAACACGGCAAUAACCGUCGCUGAUGACAAGUCGUCCUGUGACAACACCGAAUUUGGAUGCUGCCCUGACAGUCUGACUCCAGCCAGCAGCCCAGAUGGAACCAACUGUCCACCCACCAUGAAGUUCAGUGGUUUUCUGCACUUGGACCAGGUGGAGGGACAAGAAAUAGUAUACACCCCCGAGAUGGAGGACCCAAAAUCUGAGCUUUUCGGAGAGACGGCCCGCAGCAUCGAGAGUGCCCUCAAUGACCUCUUCAGGAAAUCGGAGGUACGCAGAGACUUCAUGAGCAUUCGUGUCCGUAACCUGGCACCCAGCAACUCCAUCCUGGCCUUUGUGGAGGCUAAUUUCAAACCAGACACAAGAUACACAGUGGAGGACAUCGAGGGAGCUCUCCUUAAACAGCUGAAAGUCUCCAAGGGAACGAGCAUCGCGGUGAAGAAGCCGCUGGAUGAAAAUAUUCGCUUCAACAACUAUGGCGUAUCCUCCAUCCCCUUCUAUACUACCACCACCACGUUCGUCACCACUCAUGCUCCCACCACCACCACCACCUUCAGACGUUUGGUAACCUCCCCCUACAUCACCCGUCGGCCCCCGGGCACGACCCGCAGGCCCAGCACUGGCAGACGGACCACCACCGCAUCAGCACCCGUCAGCACCCCGAUCCCAAUGACCACCACAGCACAACCGAUCAUCACUACGACGGCAAUGCCGCGAACCACCACCGUCGCCCACGUCCGCGAAAGACUGCACAAGCACCAGAGACCCUGCGAUUCCCACCCUUGCCUCCACGGGGGAACCUGUGAGGAGGAGGGUGAUGACUUCAGUUGCAAGUGCCCUGCAGGGAGAGGAGGCUCUGUGUGUGAAAAAGUGAUCAAGUACUUUAUCCCGUCAUUCGGCGGCCACUCUUACUUGGCCUUCCAAACCAUGAGCGCAUACCACACCGUCCGCAUUGCCAUGCAGUUCAGAGCAUCCGAGAUGACAGGCAUCCUGCUCUACAACGGCCAAGAGAACAAGAAGGAUUUCAUCUCUCUGGCUGUGGUGAAUGGCAAAGUGGAACUCAGAUUCAACACAGGUUCAGGCACGGGCAUUGUGAUCAGCAACAUUGAAAUCACUCAGGGCCGCUGGCAUCAACUGGUGGUGAACCGCAAUCGGCGUUCCGCCAUGCUCAGUGUGGACAACGAGCCUCACGUCGAGGGCGAGAGUCCGCGUGGGACUGACGGCCUCAACCUGGACACCAAUCUGUUCAUUGGAGGGGUGCCUGAAGAAAUGAAACAGGACGUAAAGGAGAGGACUGCUGUAGCUUCGGGUCUCGUGGGCUGCAUCCGCCUGCUGGAUGUCAACAACCGGGUGCUCAACCUACAAGAGAACGGUGUUGAUAAUCUCUAUGGCAGCGGUGUAGGCGAAUGUGGCAACAACCCAUGCCUGCCAAAUCCCUGCAAGAAUGGAGCCACGUGUCAGGUCAAAGAGGCAGAGAUGUUCCAUUGCCAGUGCAGUAAAGGAUUCUGGGGUCCAACUUGUGCCGAUGUCCAUGACCCAUGCGAGCCCAGCAGAUGCCAUCCGUCCUCCCGCUGCCAGGCACUUCCCGAGGGAGGCUACAAGUGUGAAUGUCCGAUGGGUCGCGAAGGGAGGCACUGCGAGACAGUUGCGGAGAGGAGAGGGGCCUACAUGCCGCUAUUUAAUGGAGACUCUUACCUCGAGCUCAAGGGACUGCAUCUUUACGGACAUGAUCUGCGUCAAAAAGUCAGCAUGACAGUCGUUCUGAUGGCCAAUGACUCCAACGGCCUGAUCUUCUACAACGGGCAAAAAUCUGACGGAAAAGGAGACUUCAUCUCUUUGUCCCUGGACGAGGGGAUCCUGGAGUUCCGCUAUGACCUUGGCAAGGGGCCUGCUACCAUCAGGAGUAAAGAACCAAUCAGGCUCAACAUGUGGAACACCAUCAGCUUGGAGCGCUCCAAUCGCAAAGGAGAGAUCAUGGUGAACAAGAAGGACGCUGUUCGAGGAGAGGCACCGAAAUCACGCAAGAAUCUCCAUGUGGACCUCAACCUGAAAGAAUCUCUCUUUGUUGGUGGGGCUCCUGACUAUAGCCGACUUGCACGAAGCGCCGCACUCACAGAAGGCUUCAAGGGAACGAUCCAAAAGAUCAUUUUGAUGGGCACGCCAAUCCUCAGAGAAGAGAACGCCCUGCGCUCUCAAAAUCUGGCCAUGUUCCAGGAGCACGCAUGUUCCCGAGAACCCUGCCACAACGGGGGGCGCUGCAACCCCCAGCUGGACACUUAUGAGUGCGUGUGCCUCAGUGGCUACUCUGGCGGACACUGUCAGAACACCAUUUAUGAGAAGUCUGCCGGGACUGAGACUGAGGCCAUUGCCUUUGACGGGCGGACGUUCAUCGAAUACCACAACGCCGUCACCAGGAGCCAACUGACCAAUGAGAUCCCAGAUCCCGAGUCUGUGGAGAACCCGUCUGACCAGAGUGAAAAGGCUCUGCUGGUGAACAAAUUCGAGCUCCGCAUCCGCACGGAGGCGACUCAGGGCCUCGUGCUGUGGAGCGGGAAGGGCGUGGAGCGUUCCGACUACAUCGCCUUGGCCAUCGUGGACGGCCGCGUUCAGAUGAUGUAUGACCUGGGCUCCAAGCCGGUGGUGCUGCGCUCCUCGGUGCGCGUCGACACCAACCGCUGGAUACGCAUCAAGGCGAGCAGAGCGCUACGAGAUGGAUCGCUACAAGUCGGCAAUGAGGCGGCAGUGACGGGAUCAUCGCCUUUGGCGGCAACUCAGCUGGACACAGACGGAGCACUUUGGUUGGGCGGUCUGGAAGAAGUGGCCGUGGCCCGUCGGCUGCCCAAGGCCUACAGCACGGGCUUUGUGGGCUGCAUCAAGGACGUGGUGGUGGACGGCGUGGAGCUCCACCUGGUGGAGGACGCCUUGAACAGCCCCCAAAUAUUACACUGUCCGGCGGCCAAAUAAGCAGCCAGGCACGAAAGAAAAUAAAAAUAAAAAUAAACACUGAGAGAAAUGAGGAAACAAAUCAGUCAAUACUCAAGAAAUCCUCCCCACCCUUUCCACUCCCUCCAUAGCACCCAUGUCUCCUGCUGUAAUUAUUUUCUAUUUUUGUAAACUUUUCAUCGGUUUUUAUAUGGGAAGAUUUUUUUUUCAUAUUUUUUUUUCUUCUGCACCUCCAUUCACGUCCAUUGCCUUUUUUUUAAUCAAUAUAACACAUUUUUUUUUCCUGUGGAAUCGUUUUGCUGUUAAAUCUGUCGCCAAGUUAACAAGAAACGGUUACUUAUUGAUUUUGCUCAUUACUUGAACUCUGGUGUUGAUUUUUACUUAAAGCCUUGUCAUGGUGCCAUAUCUGCCACUUUCGUUUCCCCCGAACAUUAUUUUUACAUUCAAUAAUAUAUAUUCCAUGUGCAUCCAUAUCAUAUAGUACCACAUUCCCUCACCACCUACCAGCUCAUUGCAUUUCCCAAAUGAGUCUCUUUGAGAUCAGUCAAGCUGCUACAGUGACAAAGUACAAUAAAUAAAUACAUUCAGCCAUUCACUCCCAUCUUCAGCUCACAGCACCAAAAAUGUAUGAAUUUCAAAUUAAAUUGAUCUUUUGCCGGAUCAGAAGCCCAUCUGACUCUAACACCAUCACGACAUGAAAUAACAUCAUAUAAAUAAAUAGUUUAUAAAUAAUACCAGAGACUGUGAAUGUGUAAGGUUGGUUCUCCUCAGAGAGAACGAUGCAUUUUUUUUUUUUUGUCAACAAAUGAUCACUCAUAUUGACCACUAUUAAUGCAUGGAUGUAUGUAUGCAGUGUUGAUUUUUCUGUCCUUAACACGCAAAAAAAAAAAAAAAAUCUGUUUUUUUUUUUUUCAUGACAAUAACAAAAGUAUUGGCUCACUUCCUGUAUCUUUCCAAAGCUUUUCCUGGGAGUUGCACAGGAACCUUGAAUGGCGCACGAGAAAAAAAAUGAUGAUAAAAGGAGCAAUGCAAGGAAAAAGAGACGAUUAUCUUGGGACGUUAUCCUGCCUGGUUAACAGUCAGCAAACAACAAAAGACUUGAUUUACGUUUUUUUCUCUUCCACAUUCCUGGAAGAAUCGGAUGGGGCUGUUGACAGAGACUGUGACCCUUGUUGAAGCCAUAACAGCCACAAAUCAAUGAUGAUUCCUUGUUAACUAACUCACAUACUGUCGUAGCGCAUGGGUUCGUCAACAGUCAGUGAUGCAAUGAGGAGUUGCUGAACUACAAUAAGCUGUGAUGACUGAAAUCUUCUUUUGAUAUGAGAUCUUUGGCAAUAUAUAUUCUAGAACAAAAUCAUACAGACCUGUUUGGUGGUUGAGUAGCAAACGCUCUUGUUCGUUUACAUUCUUGACAAUGUUUCCACUCAGAAAAGAUCUGGCAUCCAUUUUUAUGUACAGCCCACCCGUUUUAAGUGUAAAUUGAGCAAAAUGUGUUAUCUGUGGAGGUUUAUGUUUAUUUUUAAUUUUUUUUUUUUUCGGAAUAUACACUGGAGCCAUGUCUCUUCUACCACACUUUGAUAAAUGUACACGGGGGAGGGAUGUCACGAAAGCUAUUAUAUAACUGUCAUGCAUAAUAUCAGGUGAAAUCAGGAAACUCUCUUCUGGUGUAUCAAGACGCAUUUCAAUUCCAGCAUUCGCUCUCUUCAUAUCUUUUUUUUUUUUUUUUUUUUUUUUUUUUUAGCCAUGCUGUUCUUUGGAUUUGACCAAUUCAGAUGGCGACACUUAAGAAUAUAUGGAUAUUUGUAUGUGACUCCAAACAAUAAAGCCACAUGAUUUAAUGCCAACUUGGAAUUGCCUUUAAAGCCACCAGUCACCUUGACUCUAAGCGUCGUCCUUAUUUUAGCCAAUUGAUAAGCCCCAUUCCCGUAUAAUAGUAAUAAUAAUGACAGAUAGUCAUAGGAAAAUAAAAAAGAAAAAAUGUUGGAGGAAUGAUGAGUUCCUCUCUUCUGUUUCUUAUUUAUAUCUCAAAGUGGAUGUAAACUACUGUCUGAUCACCAACCUCGUCAAAGGGCAGUGCACCAAGUAAAAGUGGUAUGACCUGAACAUGACUAACUUUAUGACCUUUGUCUUGUGUUCCUACCAUCAUGAAAUAAAAUGUCAACCAAAA